This is a messenger RNA of Cornus florida, 1773 nucleotides long. RefSeq names its product solute carrier family 40 member 2-like. Gene Ontology annotation, molecular function: iron ion transmembrane transporter activity. The coding region runs from base 115 to 1626 and encodes 503 amino acids. Gene Ontology annotation, cellular component: membrane. Gene Ontology annotation, biological process: iron ion transmembrane transport. NCBI's taxonomy places the organism in Eukaryota, Viridiplantae, Streptophyta, Magnoliopsida, Cornales, Cornaceae. The transcript has 7 exons. The record is from RefSeq and is a predicted model, not a curated record.
GAGCACCCACAUUGCUCACGUUAGAGUGGACUCCAAAUUUUGGCCUCGUGUUUUUCCAACAUGCACCACGUUACCCCAUUGCGUUCUUCUGAAGCUGAUCAAAAUACUACAUAAAUGGAUCACCUACUAGAGGUGUACAAUAAUCAUUAUUCACGAGUCAACAUCAAAACCCGAAUCAUAUUCACUAGCAUCACGAAGAAGACAAACAACAUUAGUGGUGUGAAUACAAUUUCAGAGUGCAUGUUCAGGCUCAGGAAUCAGAAGAAAAAGAAGCUCCUGAGUGUUAAUGAUGAGAGACCCAUUGCUAUCCCAACAACAGACGCCACCUUAUCCUUCGUCCCUUCUCACAUAUUUAUAUGUUGGCCACUUCUUAGCAAGAUGGGGUGCAAGGUUCUCCAACUUUGGCUGUUAACACAAAAUCUCUCAUUUAUGGUAGCUGGAGGCACAGUAAUUGGGUUGCUGGUUUACCCAAACUUGAAGCUUACGAAUUUAACGGCUUUCAUCUCACUUGUCAUAUUGACCAAUAUCUCUGGAGCUGUUGGUGUUCUUUCCACUCUUGCUGGAACCAUUUUAAUCGAAAGAGAAUGGGUGGUGGUGUUAUCAGAAGGCCACCCUCCAGAACUACAGAUAAAGAUGAAUACAGUUAUCAGACGGAUUGAUUUAGUCUGCAAACUAUUUGCACCUGUGGCUACUGGCUUCAUUAUUAGCUUUGUGUCAUUAGAAGCAUCUUCACUGACUUUAGCACUCUGGAAUGUUAUAUCUGUUUUCGUGCAAUAUUGGCUUCUAAUGUCUGUGUACAAUGGGAUACCGGCUUUAAGCGAAAGAAACCAGAAAAGGAUCUCAAGACUUUUACCAGUUGAUGUGGAAGAGAGCCCGUCUUCUUCGCAGGAGAAAAAGAGCUUGAUUUCUUAUGAUGGAAAUGAUUUAGAGUUGGAUAGAAACUGCUUGAAAAGGAAAAUAAUUGUGUGGUUUUCCAGUAUUCCGUAUGUUGGUGCAUGGAGAGUGUACUUACAGCAAGAUGUGGUACUCCCAGGAUUAGCUCUUGCUAUAUUGUAUUUUACCGUCCUCAGCUUUGGAACCUUGAUGACUGCUGCAUUGGAAUGGGAUGGUAUACCUGCAUAUGUUAUUGGGAUUGCUCGCGGAAUAAGCGCUACCAUAGGAAUAGCUGCAACAUUUCUGUACCCUAUCUUACAAUCUCACGUCUCAACACUUCGAACAGGACUCUGGUCCAUCUGGUCUCAGUGGACUUGCCUCUUAGUAUGUGUUGCUUCAACAUUUAUCCAAAAUAACCUUAUAGCAGCGUAUAUUUUGAUGGGUGGAGUAGCAUUAUCACGCCUCGGAUUGUGGAUGUUUGACUUAUCUGUCAUUCAACAAAUGCAGGACCAAGUUCCUGAAUCUGAUCGUUGUGUUGUGGGAGGUGUUCAAAAUUCACUGCAGUCAGUUUUCGACUUGAUGACUUAUUUUAUGGGUAUAAUCAUCUCCAAUCCCCAGGAUUUCUGGGAGUUGACAAUGUUGUCCUUUGUGUUGGUGACAAUGGCUGCAACCCUCUACAGUCUACACAUCUAUCUUGUCCGGAAGCACCUCUUCCACUUUGAGAAGCUUUUACUGUUGUUCCAUGGUUUGUAAGAUCAUCAUAGAUUCAUAUUAUAAUAAAAAUUGUAAAUCUCUUGAUCUUUGUGGACAUGAAUAUGCAAGCUUGUUUUAAUGAUCCAUGUUCUUUGUAUGUAAUUGACAUAGUAUUGAUUCUAUGCAAUAGUGAAGGCUUUUGAUCAA